AUGGGUAAAAAAGCAUUCAUCGACAAAAAGGCUGCAAAGCAUUUCCACGUAGUACAUAGAUCCCAAAAGGAUCCUCUUAUCAAUGACUCUGAGGCUCCUGAUCGUGUCCUCCAAGAGGUCUUACCUAUUAAUAUGAUGAAGCACAAAAGUCAAGCCGAGAUUGAUCGUGUUAAGGUUAAGCCUGAAAAGUUGACUCAAGACGAAAUUGACCAACGUAUUGGCCAAGCAGCACUUUAUGGUGUAUUCUACGACGAUACCGAAUAUGAUUAUACUCAACAUUUAAAGCCUAUCGGUGGCAUCGAUACCGUAUUUUUGGAAGCACCCGGCAAAAAAGAAAAGCAAAAGACGAUGGAUUCCAUGUUCAAGGAUGACGAUACUCACAGAGAGCAAAAGAACCCCAACCUUUUCCAGUUACCUACCGAAGUUUUACCUUCCAGUAUCGAAAUGAGUGUGGGUGUCAUGAAUCAAUCUACCGGUCUCGAUAAUGGUCUCCAGCCUGAUAUGGACCCUAGACUUCGUGAAGUGUUGGAAGCUCUUUCAGAUGAUGAAUAUAUCAAGGGUGAUUUGGAUGAAGAUUUCUUUGAAUCCCUUAAUGCUGAAGGUGAUCCAUAUGUUCCUGAGGAAGAAGAGGAUGAAGAAGAAUAUUUCAACUCUUCAGAUGAAGAGAUCGAGGAAUAUUAUGAAGACGAAGAGGAAGAAGAGGAGGGUGAGGGCCAAGGACCCAGUGGUGAAAACUACGAUUGGCAAGCAGCUUUCAAAAAAUUCAAAUUAAAUCAAAAACGUGGAGGAUCUGAUGAUGAAUUUGACGAUGAAGUUCAAUCCAAGGGAACCAGUUUUUCUGUUUCCUCUUCUACCAUGCAUCGUAACUCACAGCUUCGUUUAUUGGAUGAUAGAUUUGAAAAGAUCGAAGAGGAAUAUGCUGAGCUUGACGAAGAGAGCGAUUAUGAAAGUGGUGAAGAACAAGAAGAACGUGCUGAUUUCGAUGCUAUUUUGGAUGACUUCUUAGAUAAAUAUGAAAUUGUCGGUAGAAAGAUGCAACCCAAGAUGGAAGGUAUCACUUCUGCAGCAAAACUUGACACUGUCCGUCAAGGUUUAUUAAAAACACAUAUCCACGAAGAAGAAGAACGCGAACCAAGAGCAAAACUCACACAAGCAGCUCUUCAACCUAGAUUGGAAAGACCUGAAAUGAGAAAGAGAGAGACUUGGGAUGUUCAAAGUGUGAUUUCUACUUACUCAAAUCUGGAAAAUCAUCCUUCUUUAAUUAAUGAUAAGGGUCCUUCAAAGAGAAUCAGAAUCGAUCCUAAGACUGGUAUGCCUGUCUUGAUGGAAGUUGAACGUAAACAAAAGCCACCAAGAAAGAACAGACAUGCAGUAGAAGAAGAGGAGGAGGAGGAAGAAGAAGACGAAGAAGAAGAAGAGGAAGAAUUAGAAAAUAAGGGUGCACCUAGAACCAAAGAAGAGACAAAGGAAGAAAAGAAGGCACGAAAACAAGCUGUUAAGGAAGCUAAAAAGGUAUGA
Mucor mucedo is the source of this 1518-nucleotide messenger RNA. RefSeq names its product Low temperature viability protein-domain-containing protein. Gene Ontology annotation, biological process: ribosomal small subunit biogenesis; ribosomal small subunit export from nucleus. NCBI's taxonomy places the organism in Eukaryota, Fungi, Mucoromycota, Mucoromycetes, Mucorales, Mucoraceae. The transcript is spliced from 4 exons. Bases 1 to 1518 code for a protein of 505 amino acids. The record is from RefSeq and is a predicted model, not a curated record. Gene Ontology annotation, cellular component: cytosol; preribosome, small subunit precursor; nucleus.